Molecule: messenger RNA, 639 nt
Organism: Maudiozyma saulgeensis
Lineage: Eukaryota; Fungi; Ascomycota; Saccharomycetes; Saccharomycetales; Saccharomycetaceae
Source: the annotation of a GenBank genome assembly
AUGGGUACCGAUAUUUUAACUACAAUUGAACCAUCAUAUUCUUCUACAAAUUUACUAGUGGCUAAUAAAGAAUGGGCUAACUCUAUGAAAACAAAUAAUCCAGCAAUGUUCACACCAUUUGCCACAACAAAUCAUACACCACAUACAUUAUUUUUUGGUUGUUCUGAUGCUCGUUACAAUGAAAGUUGUUUAGGUUAUGCAACAGGUGAAGUCUUCACCUUUAAAACUAUCGCAAAUAUCGUGCUUGAACAAGAUUUAUCUGCCCAAUCUGCUUUAGAAUAUGCUGUUAAUGUAUUGAACGUUAAACAGAUUGUUAUUUGUGGUCAUACUGAUUGUGGUGGUAUUAAUACAUGUUUAUUAAAUAGAAGAAACGGUUUAAAGGAUUCAAGUUGUUCUCAUUUAUACAGUUAUUUACAAGAUAUUGAAGAUCUUCGUGAUGAUUUCGAUGAUAUUUCUCAAAAAGAUGCUAGUAUUACUAAACAAGCAAAAUUAUUAGCUUAUAGAAAUGUAAGAAAACAAGCACAAAAGAUUGCUGAAAAAGAUUUUAUUAAAACAGCUAUUCAAGAAGGUGGUUUAAGAAUUCAUGGUCUAAUCUAUAAUUUAGAUAGUGGUCUUCUAGAGAAAGUUGAAAUUCGUUAA